AUGUCUUCGGUAGAAGUGACGGCGGUAGUGGCAUCCAUAGUCUCUGCCUUCGCUAGUGGCAUGGACAUCUUCAAACGCAUGAAAGCGAAACAAAGAUCCAAGAAGAACAGAACCAAGCCCGGCAGACUUACUGAAGAAGAAUGGCAGCUUCAAACUUCACUGCAAGAUCGUCCCCGAGAGAUCAAAGCGGAAUAUGAUCGCAAUCUUGCUCGGCUUGGGAAUCGUUUCGCUGUUGGUGACAGCACCGCACAGACUUCCUUGAACCAUACACUCCUAAUCCUUAAUACUGGCCUUAUACAAAUCCUGUCACAUGCACUUUCCAACGAUACUAAGGCCCAAGCACUGUCCAGAAGAUCAUUACUCAACCUCUCGGAGAACGCAGCGGCAGAUGCGGUGCGAGCCCUUGAACAAUUGGAGGGUCGAUUGUCUUCGACUUCCAAGUUGACGCUGACAGCUCCAUUAGCAACCAAUAAAAAGCCUCGGAAAAAAGGAGAGGGAACCUCAAAAGGUGUUGCUGGCCCACCCAAAGCUAGACCUGCUCACAAGCCACGGUCGAAGUUGUACUCAACCACAGAGCGUAAGAGGCCAGGACCUGAUCCCCUAGUCCGUGGAGCGUGGGUGCGUUCAAAAAGUGGGACCUCAGUGAUUACUUCAUCUUUUUCAUCUUCUGGGACAGCGACUCCCAAAAUUGUCGAUCUCAAAGCCGUUUCUGCCUCCUUAGUUCCGUAUGGCCUGUCCCUCCCUCGUCUCUCUCAUUGUCGCACCAAAUCAUCACCCUCUUACCCCUCGAGACUGAGCCAGGAACGACCGCCAGAUCAUCAUCGAAAAGAGAGUUUCUCUUACCUAGAUCAUUCACCACCAUCAUAUGUUGCAUCCUCGGAGCAGAAAGAGCAGCAUUGCCCUAAUAGACACCCUUCUCUACUCCUUGCGUCUCCUGAAGUAUUUACCGACAUUCAAACCAUGUUCUCCCAAUCACCGUCCUUACCACCGCCUCCACCCCCCAAAAUCCCUCUUCAAAACCCCAUUUCCGGCCAAGAUGCUACACUUUCGGCACCACGUAUGCGUGUUCGCCCUCCAUCCGUAGCAACCUUUAUGACCGCCAGCACCAAAAUCGGCGAGAUUCCCGAGCACAGAUGGCUCAAUCACCAUAACAACAACAAUUCAGAUCAAGCACACCCAAUCCUCCCAUGGGAAGAACAGCAGUAUGCGAACAAGCCACUCCCAUACACCAUCCCGCCCAGGCUGGAGGACGAGCCAGCGCCAAAACGAAAGGGAUUGGGUUUUAAGUUCUGGAAAAGGGAUACGUGA
This is a messenger RNA of Endocarpon pusillum Z07020, 1308 nucleotides long. RefSeq lists its product as uncharacterized. NCBI's taxonomy places the organism in Eukaryota, Fungi, Ascomycota, Eurotiomycetes, Verrucariales, Verrucariaceae. The record is from RefSeq and is a predicted model, not a curated record. The coding region runs from base 1 to 1308 and encodes 435 amino acids. The transcript has a single exon.